GCCUGUUUUCCAUAAAUAAGAAGUGUGCAGGUCGGGAGUUGCGUUUCUCGCUUCGUUAGGUUCGACCCUGGGGAGCGUGUCUCUCCAAUAACUUAGAAUUCUAAAUCUUGUGGCCACCAUGCCGGGAUUCUUUCGAAGGUACAAGGCUGAAGAAGAGGGUGAACUGGUUGAUCCCCAGGUGAUGCUUCGCGCAAAGUGUGGGGAAAAACCGAAGUGUGCGGCAUACAAAGAAAAAUUCGAUGCGUGCGAAGCUCGGGUCCACUCUCGCAAACAGACGACGGAGACCUGUGCGGAGGAGCUAUUCGAUUUUAUACACUGCGUCGAUCAUUGUGUUGCACCUGACCUCUUCAAGCACUUGAAGUAAAUAAACAAACAAAAUGAAUGCGCCAACUUCACGAAGACCAUUAAAAACAGCUACUCGUUUUUUAGAUUCUCCUUUGAAAUAUAAUGUUUUUGAAUGAAAUGUAAGAAAUAGAAUAAAAAAGAGAGUCAAGUAACACUUCCUUUGCA
Messenger RNA from Varroa destructor (honeybee mite), 510 nucleotides. RefSeq names its product cytochrome b-c1 complex subunit 6, mitochondrial-like. The record is from RefSeq and is a predicted model, not a curated record. Gene Ontology annotation, biological process: mitochondrial electron transport, ubiquinol to cytochrome c. Lineage: Eukaryota; Metazoa; Arthropoda; Arachnida; Mesostigmata; Varroidae. Gene Ontology annotation, cellular component: respiratory chain complex III.